Bubalus bubalis (water buffalo) is the source of this 2732-nucleotide messenger RNA. RefSeq names its product SAM domain, SH3 domain and nuclear localization signals 1 (gene SAMSN1). Gene Ontology annotation, molecular function: protein binding. The record is from RefSeq and is a predicted model, not a curated record. The transcript has 15 exons. NCBI's taxonomy places the organism in Eukaryota, Metazoa, Chordata, Mammalia, Artiodactyla, Bovidae. The coding region runs from base 16 to 1950 and encodes 644 amino acids.
UGGAAACUGACCAAAAUGAAUCUUUUCUGCUUUUCGCUGGAAGGCUCUAUGGACAGCUUAUAUGAGCCAGUCCCAGAGCAACAAGCUCACCAAGACAGGAGCUCGGGUAGAACUGAUUCUUUUUUCUCACGCUCUGAGGAGAGUGGAAGAUCACACAGCAGUCUCUUCACGGAAGUUUCUAAUUUUGAGAAUGGGAAAACAAAAAGAAAGUCAAUCCGGAGAUCUAUGUCUGAAAGUAAAGUAUUUGAGGGAAAAACUGUGAAUGACACAAUUUGGCAGGAACCCAGCAAAUCUGAGACUGACUCCCACAUCAGAAGACUCUGUCAGCUGAAAGAUCUAAAUGAAGAUGAUUUUCUUUCGAGUCAUAAUGCACAUACUCGUCAAGGAAAAAAACUACAACGUAUUUCUUAUCAGUCUGUAAAAUCAGGUGAUGACCCAGUGGAAUCCAUAGGGACAUUAAAGAGAUUGCAGAAACUGGUUUGGACCAAGAAAGCAAGAGUGCCCAGUCUGAAUGAGAUGAAACCUACAUCAAUAAACCUCCAAGAUGAAGAUGAAACAUUGAUUUCCUGUAUGAAAUUAGCCAAAAGCCAAGAAAAAAAAGUUAAUGUUAAUACAAGGGGGAAGGAAGGAAUGGAAAUUAGACUGGAUUCUAUUUCUGCAUCAUUGGCUAGAUCCAGUGCUUCAGAUGGAUGCAGCUUGGCAGAAAUGCUAUCCCAUAAUGAAGGUGAAGUUCAGUUGUGGAACAACUGGAAACCUUUUCCAGAAAACCCGUUGUGGACAUACGUUGAUUUCCAAAUUGACCAGACUGGACUGUGGGGCAAUUGUUUCCACUGCAAUCACCACCCCCGUCUCAAGUCUUCUUGUACAGAUAUGGAUCUCCCACACUCAUGGCGCAGCAGCAGUUUUGGGAACUUCGAUCGCUUUUGGAAUAAUUCCACAGCAAAACCAGAGGAUUCGACUGGGGUACACGAAGGGGAACCCAUAAAUGAAAGUGGAGAACAAAACAAAACUUCACAUAAUGGAGCAAGUUUAGGUAAAAAAAUGAGAGCUAUUUCCUGGACAAUGAAGAAAAAAGUGGGCAAAAAGUACAUCAAAGCCCUUUCUGAAGAAAAGGAUGAGGAGGAUGGAGAGGAUACCCUCCCAUACCGGAACAGUGACCCCACGCUUGGAACCCACAUUGAGAAGAUCUCCCUCAAAACCAGUGACUCCUUGGACAGUCUCUACAGUGGGCAGAGCUCAUCAAGUGGAAUAACAAGCUGUUCAGAUGGUACAAGUAACCGGGACAGCUUUCGACUCGAUGAUGACGGCCCCUACUCUGGACCAUUCUGUGGCCGUGCCCGAGUACACACCGAUUUCACACCAAGCCCCUAUGACACCGAUUCCCUCAAAAUCAAGAAAGGAGAUAUCAUAGACAUUAUCUGCAAAACGCCAAUGGGGAUGUGGACAGGAAUGUUGAACAAUAAGGUGGGAAACUUCAAAUUCAUUUAUGUGGAUGUCAUAUCAGAAGAAGCAGCCCCCAAGAAAAUGAAGACACAAAGAAGGAGUGGAGUGGAAAAGCCUGAGACUCUGCAGGAGUUCUUAGAGAGGAUUCACCUUCAGGAAUAUACUUCAACACUUUUGCUCAAUGGUUACGAGACCCUAGAAGAUUUAAAGGAUAUAAAAGAGAGUCAUCUCAUUGAAUUAAACAUUAAAAACCCAGAAGACAGGAUGAGGUUACUGUCAGCUGCUGAAAAUCUCCUUGAUGAAGAAACUAUUCAAGAGCAAGAAAGUGAAUCCAUGCCCCUCUCCUUAAGCCCAGACAUCUUAAAUAAGUCACAGUUAGAUGACUGCCCAAGGGACUCUGGUUGUUACAUCUCAUCAGAAAAUUCAGAUAAUGGUAAAGAAGACCUGGAGUCUGAAAAUCUGUCUGACAUGGUACAGAAGAUUACCAUCAGAGAGCCAAGUGACUGAAUAUACAUUAUCAACUCUGUAUCUACAGAUGUGUUCUAUUUUAACUCUUCUUGAGCUAAAAAAUCAAAUAGGAGAGGAAAAGAAGUGUUUGCAGAUACUACCUGAAGUUAAAAUGUUUUAACGGGAAUAAUUGUAAAUAAAAACCCAUAUCUCUAACAUUCCCAGUUAUUGUAAAUAAUAUGUAUAUUUAUGUUUUUAAAUGCUAAAAUGUUAAUAUUUCACUUCCCUGUAUCAGAAGAAGGAUAAUGUAAGUUUGGGGUAUGUUUAUUUAGCUUUAUUUUAUAAGUGCAAAAGUGAUUCUGCAAAAAGACUCUCCCUUCUUUUAUAGAUGCCUGUUUUCAAUUUGUUUAUAUUGUUGAGUGAAUAGUAACAGAGCAUGUCUGUUUAAUUGUCCAAGCAGCAUUUAUACCCCUUUUUAUAAUUACUGGGAAAGUGUGAGUUAGUAUUGGAGACAUUUUACCCUAAUCCACAGUGGAGUUUUAGUAAUUAUUUUUUUGUUGAUUUCUUCACUGUUUUCUGUAUGAAAGUAUAGAUAAAAACAUAUUGUCAAUUCUGAUUUAGUAAAACUAAUUUUAAUAAUUGUACAGAUUUCUCGUUUUUAAGUGUAAAUAUUUUUAAUUUUGAAAUACCCUAAUUUUAAUGAUAAAAAACUGUAUGCAUUUGGUGUUCUCCAGACUGUUGUUAAAGUAUAUGUCACCUUAGAACUUCAGACAAAAAAAUUUCUACCAGAUAAGAUUUUAUUGUCAGCAUAUAUACUUAUAAAACAUAUAUGUGUGUGUGAA